Messenger RNA from Drosophila erecta, 1960 nucleotides. RefSeq names its product transcription factor Ouib. The record is from RefSeq and is a predicted model, not a curated record. Gene Ontology annotation, biological process: regulation of transcription by RNA polymerase II. Gene Ontology annotation, cellular component: nucleus. Lineage: Eukaryota; Metazoa; Arthropoda; Insecta; Diptera; Drosophilidae. The transcript is spliced from 3 exons. The coding region runs from base 136 to 1494 and encodes 452 amino acids. Gene Ontology annotation, molecular function: DNA-binding transcription factor activity; zinc ion binding; RNA polymerase II cis-regulatory region sequence-specific DNA binding.
AGAACUAAUAACUUGUAGCUCACUGUAAAUGUGCCAUUCACACAAAACAGUGAUAAACAACAUUAUUUGGUAAACACAAGUCCAACUUUGUUUACUUGAACAAAACUAUAAAAUUUUGUUGAAACUAAGAAAAAGAUGACAACGCUGUGCCGCACCUGUGGCCAGGAGGCGGAGCAUGCCAAGGCACUCUUCGACCAGGAGGGCAGCGACGUCCUGAGCAACAUCCUCAAACUGACUGGCCUUUGGUUGAGGAACCAGACUGGUGUGCCCACGAGGAUCUGCUUAUCCUGCUUGUUGGAUCUGAAUGAUGCCAUCGCAUUCCGCGAGCGCUGCAUCAAAACCAACUCCUCUUGGUUUGAAAAUCGAGGUAAACAAGAGGAUUCGGACACUGAAACUGCUAGUAAAGCCAGGAAUAAUAGGGAAGGAAGUGAGGUGGAUGUUGGGCCCAUUAAUAUCGUGCCGACCAACUUGGCCCCUCCUGCACAGCCACAAAAGAUCAUUCUGCAGAGGAGGAUCCCACCGGAACGAAGCAAGAAAGUGGAUGGAACUUCUCUUAGGGCACUGGAAUUUCCUAAUUAUCCCUUGCUUGUACCGGAAACACCUCAUGUCGAUGUCGUCGAUCCUCUCCGGUGCGAGGAUCCUAUUCUGGUGAAGAACGAGCUCCUGCUUUCAGAUGGGGAAUCCGAGGAUUCCAUAAAUCAUGAAGAGCCAGAGUCUGAAGCACCACAAAUCACAGAGGAACAGCUCAGAUCACCACAAGUCAUCGAGGAAGUACAUAAAAAGCGAAGAAAGCUGAGGAGCAAAGACUCCUUAGAGGAGUGUCCUGGCAAUGAAAUGGCUAAGAAGACGAGUUCGUCAGGCCAGGUGGAGAAUAUUGACUCCAUUACCACUGCCACUGCUGACGAAUUUUCCACCACCAGAAGGAAUAAGAGCAAAGAGGACAAAUAUGCCACUCGAAAUAAUUGGGGGGCUGCCAAAAGAGCCUAUGCACUGGAGCACAGGCUUUAUUUCUGCGACCAAUGCGGCAAAACUUUCAGCGAGAAGGGCAACUUCAAUGUCCACCUCAGACGGCACAAGGGCACAAAGGAGUUCCAGUGCAAGGAGUGCGACCGCAAGGAGUUCACCCAACACCUGCUCAAUUUGCACGUGCGGAUCAAGCAUCGCGGCGAGUUGCCCUACGUAUGCAAGUACUGCGGCAAGCGAUUUGACAACUGCCUCAAGCGCCUGAACCACGAGCGGAACCACAAGGAGAGUCCCGUCCACCGACCACACGUGUGCUCCACAUGCCAGAAGGCAUUUAAGACAUCGACGGCCCUCAAGGACCACAGCGUGGUGCACACGGGGGAACAGCCAUUCCACUGCGAGCUCUGCAAGACGUUCUUUAAUAGGAGGAACGCCCUGGCCACCCACUACAAGUCGAAGCACCAUCGGAUGAAAGUCGAGCAGCAGUCAAAGAAUCCAGGUGGAGACGAAACUGUUCAACCGGAAGGGUAAAUCUUUGGUUUCUUUUAAGCUUUGUUGAGCAUUCAUCCUUGCCUUCCGCUUCAUCGGCUGUUGACAUGAACAUUUUUCCUCUUGAACCCUUUUUUAAAGAAAGCUAGUACAGCAGCAAAAUUAACUCAAAAAAUUGUAAAUUAUCUCCUUUAAGUAUGAAUUCCCGUUACUCAAAGACUGUUAUAAAAAAGGUAAUUGAUGAAAAUCAUAUAACUAUGAAGUAUAUGUAUUCUGUAUAAGGGCGAGUUGCUCCAGCCAUUUCCAUCUGUACAUCCGUAUGAACGGCGAGUACUCGGGAGGCCUAAGAUGUGCAAGAUUGUUUCUGAAGAUUAUAUAAUCAAUAAAAUGUUCAAAUUUCUUCCCGUACUUUGGGUAUCUGAUAGUCGAUGUCUCAACUAGGACAGUUUUGUUUGUAGAUAAGUUAUUGCAUAAUAGUACAUGAUUGUGUUUAAAAAAUAUGCUAUCA